Molecule: messenger RNA, 2120 nt
Organism: Pristis pectinata (smalltooth sawfish)
Lineage: Eukaryota; Metazoa; Chordata; Chondrichthyes; Rhinopristiformes; Pristidae
Gene: dgat1a
Product: diacylglycerol O-acyltransferase 1a
Exons: 17
Coding region: 74-1495 (473 amino acids)
Biological process (GO): triglyceride biosynthetic process
Cellular component (GO): endoplasmic reticulum membrane
Molecular function (GO): diacylglycerol O-acyltransferase activity
Source: RefSeq, a predicted model, not a curated record
GCAACCAGCGGGUCCGGGGAGGUGGUUGGUGGCUGAGCUCGACCCCCGGCCCGUUCCCGGGGCAACGGCGGCGAUGGGCGGCAGCGGCGGCGGAGUGAGGCGGCGGGGGCAGAGUGGCGGGAAGGUGUCGCGGACCCUGAGCCACAAGGAUCUGAAGGAACUGGAACUGAAGGAGGAGGAGGAGGAGGAAAACCGGGAGUCGUACGGGCUCAGUUGCCAUAAGCUCCAGGAGUCCUUGUUAAGCUCAGCAAGUGGAUACAGCAAUUACAGAGGAAUUCUCAACUGGUGUGUGGUCAUGCUGAUUUUGAGCAAUGCGCGUCUUUUCCUGGAGAACCUUAUUAAGUAUGGCAUUUUAGUGGAUCCAAUCCAAGUAAUCUCACUUUUUCUGAAGGAUCCCUACAGCUGGCCUGCUUUGUGUCUCAUUAUCGCCUCGAAUUUUUUUGUAAUUGUGACACUGCAGAUUGAGAGGCGAAUGGCCGUGGGUUCUAUCUCUGAGAGACUUGGGUUCAUCUUGCACACCAUUAACCUGAUCACCAUUCUUACCUUCCCUGCCGCUGUGGUGUUAACUGUCCCAUCAGUAACUCCAGUUGGCGCUGUGCUGGCACUCAUGUGCUACACCAUCCUCUUCCUCAAGUUCUAUUCGUACAAGGACGUAAACAGAUGGAGCAGGGAACAGUGCAAAGCCAAAGUGAAGACAUUAUCAAGGUCUUUGUCAGCGCCUGGGUUGAAGGAGAACGGAGAAGCAGUGCAGUCGGUAGUCAUGUAUCCAGGAAACCUGACGUACAAAGACAUGUAUUACUUCCUGUUUGCACCCACCCUGUGCUAUGAGCUAAAUUUCCCCCGGUCACCCCGCAUCCGCAAGCGGUUCCUGCUGAGGAGAAUGUUUGAAAUGCUUUUCUUCAUCCAGUUACAAGUGGGGUUAAUUCAGCAGUGGAUGGUGCCGGCCAUACAGAACUCCAUGAAGCCAUUCAGAGAUAUGGACUAUUCCAGGAUGAUCGAGCGCCUUCUGAAGCUUGCAGUUCCCAACCACCUGAUUUGGCUCAUCUUCUUCUACUGGUUCUUCCACUCCUCCAUGAACUUCCUGGCUGAGCUGAUGCAAUUUGGGGAUCGGGAGUUCUACAGGGACUGGUGGAAUUCGGAAACUGUGACCUACUUCUGGAAGAAUUGGAAUAUUCCCGUCCACAAAUGGUGCAGCAGACACUUCUACAAGCCCAUGCUGAAACGGGGCGUGAACAAGCCAAUGGCUCAGGUGGCAGUCUUCCUCGCUUCUGCAUUCUUUCAUGAGUACUUGGUCAGUGUACCUCUGAAGAUGUUCCGGCUCUGGGCGUUCAUGGGCAUGAUGGCGCAGGUGCCAUUGGCCUGGCUGGUGGGGAGGUUCCUGAGCGGGAAUUACGGGAACGCAGCAGUGUGGCUGUCCCUGAUCAUUGGGCAGCCGGUGGCCGUGCUGAUGUACGUCCACGACUACUACAUCCUGAACCAGGAGGGCAGCCUGUGACAGCGGCAGCCCCAUCACAUCCACACGGGGAACGGCCGGGAGCCCCGCGUGUUGGAGUCAGUAACUUCUGGGGGGGAAUCGUCACUGUUCUUUCACCUGGGUGAGAGUUUAAUGCCUUAAAGGGAAUGUUUGAGGGACAGGAAGCUGGACCCUUGAACGAUGAGUGGGAUUAGUGGGGGUACCAUGUGUAGGGGGAGGGACGUGUGUGAAUGGGGAGAUCUGGGUGCCUGUGUGUUUGAGUCCCAGCGACCGAGGGUGCUGGGGUGGGGGUGUAACAUGCUCUCCCCACCCAGGGCUGGGGACGUGACCUCUGGUGCCCAUACCUUGGGGUCUGGGUUGGACAGUGCCCACUGGAUGCGCUGUCCCGGGACAGCAGGGAGAGCAGCCACCGGCUCCUUCCCCCACCCCACCAUUCCUUCCCCAGCGGGUCGGGGUUCUCUGCUCCCGCCCCAGGCCCCUUCGCCCAAAUCCAGUGGCGGGCUCUCCUGCUCAGACCCCCAGCCGCGCUGGGGCAGUGGGUCGACACGGUGUGGGAUCCAGGAGCUGCUCAAGUGCAGCCUGCUGAGCGAGUUGAUGGAGCUAAGGUUUGUUUUCUCCCUCCCCCCCCUCUCUCUCCCUCCCCCCC